Physeter macrocephalus (sperm whale) is the source of this 2265-nucleotide messenger RNA. Its product is annotated as keratin-associated protein 16-1-like. Gene Ontology annotation, cellular component: keratin filament. The record is from RefSeq and is a predicted model, not a curated record. NCBI's taxonomy places the organism in Eukaryota, Metazoa, Chordata, Mammalia, Artiodactyla, Physeteridae.
UGCUGUCGGCCCUCCUGUCCUGUGAGCAGCUGUGCCCAGCCUGUGUGCUGUGAGGUCCCUUCCUGCCAAGCAGUCCUCUGUGCACCCACUUCCUGCCAGCCCAUCCUCUGCAACCCCAGCCGCUUCCAGUCAGUGGUCUGUGAGCCCAGCUGCUGUGCAGCUAUCUGCAUUGUGCCUAGUUCCUGCAAGCCAGUGAUCUGUGUGCCCGCUUGCUGUCAGCUGGUGUGCCCCACACCUGGCUGCUGUCCUUCUGUCUGCUCUGUGGCCAACAGCUGCCAGUCUGUCUGCUGCGACUCCAGUCCUUGUGAGCCAUCUUGGUCGGAGCCCAGCAUCUGCCAGCCAGCCACGUGUGUUUCUCUGGUUUGUGAGCCCGGCUGCAUCUGCCCCGUCCGCUGUGUUCCAAGCCCUUGCAAGCCCGUUGUCUCCAGCACUUGCCAAGAGCCCUCUUGCUGCAUCUCCAGCAUCUGCCAAUCUGUUUGCUCUGAGCCCAGCCCUUGCUCCCCAAGUGUCUGUGUGUCCAGGCCAUGUCAACCUACCUGCUAUGUAGUCAAGUGCUGUCGGUCCAUCUCCUGUGAGCCCAUUUCCUGUCCACCUACAUCCUGCCGACCUCUCUGCUGCCCCCUGGGGUCUUCUGCACCUGCCAUCUGCCAGCCAACUUGCUCUCGAACUUUCUACAUAUCCAGCUCCUGCAAACAACCUUGCACGACUUCAGUUUCCUACCGCCCAAUUUGCCGCCCAGACUGCUCUGGACCCAUCACCUACAGGCAGCCAUAUGUGACAUCUAUCUCCUACCACCCGGCCUGCUCUCGCCCAUAUUACUCCAUCCUGUGCCGUCCAGCAUGUGUCACUUCUGUCUCUUGCCGCCCAGUCUGCUCCUGCGUGUCUUGUGCUGACGUCUGCAAAAGGGAUUGCAAGAAGUCCACUUCCAGCCAACCGGAUUAUGCUGACUCAACGCUCUGCAAGGUGGAGGUCUCAGAGGCCAGUCCCUGCUACCCCACUGAGGCCAAGCCCACUAGCCCCACCACCCAGGAGGCCACAGACAGCCAGCCUGCUGACUGCUGAACUGGCCCCAGCCCACCGAUUCCUGCAAUGCAUGCCUCCAGCUAGAGAGAAAAUUUGACUGCCCUCCCCAAAGCUCAUUCUCACUUAGCAUCUUUCUUUCUGCCCCAUCACCUGCCACCUGCUUAUGCUUCAAAGAACUCAUCAGAAAUGUCAGUCCUAAUGGUCCAAAUGAAGGCCUCCUGAGCACCAGAGGGGGACAUUCUGGGUUCUUGUCUGCUGCUGCCAUCGAGCUGAAAAAGGCUGCUUUGCCACAUCAUCUCAAGUCUCUGUCCUGGCAUAAAUAUGUUUCUGUCCUCAUGCAAGUGCUCCCUUGAUGUGUGUGCUCCUCUUCCUUGGGGACCUCUUCCAUGCCAUAUAGAUAUUUAAGUGUCCAAUAAGCAUGGCUAAGUUGAAGUGACACACUAUUCUCAUUGCUAUCUGGUUCAUGUCAUAUUCUCAUCAGCUGACUUUCUUCAUCUUUGAGAGCAGCUUCAUUCAUCCAUUCAUCCAUCCAAGAAGCUUUAUUACAUAGCUGUUAGGUGCAAGAGACUGUGAUGGGUUCUAGGAAUGAAAAGACAGAAGUGUCAGCCUCACUCUCGGGACGCUUACUCUCUGAUGGGGAGACAGGCAGAGAGGCAAUUACUACAUUCCACUGGCUAAGUCCUGGGGUAGAGGCAAACAUAGGGCACUUUGAACUCAGCAGGGCCUAGGGAGAAACAGGGAAGAAUUCUUGGGGGAUGUGCUACUAAAGCUGAGUCUUUCAGCACAAGUAGGAAUUAACCAGUUAAAAACCAGGAAGGAAGAGCUUCCCAGGCAGAGGAAACAUAUACAGAUGAAUGGGGCUUGUGAACACACUGCUCAUUAGGCAUAGCUUGGGCAGAGGUGUAGUAAGCUCGGAGGUCAGAGCAGUAGACAGUGACCUGCCCUCGUCAGGCCUUGUGUGCUGGACAGAGGCAUCUGGGUUUGGUGCAGGGCUGAUGUGAAGGCAUUGAGGAACCAUAUGCAGGGCAGUGACAUGAAAACUACUGGGUUUUGAAACGUCCCUCUGGCCUUGGUGUGGAGAGCUGAAUGGUGGAGCAUGGAUUUGGUAUAGGGAGACUGAGGGGGUAGACAUGGCUUUGGGGUCCACAGUGAAAUGAAAACAAGUAGGGAGGUCAUACUUACAAUAAGGAAAGUAACCUGGGUUUCUUGUGCAAGAACCUUGAUAUGUUCUCUGAGUCCCUA